AAAAUAAAAAAAAAUAUAACUUUGUAUAAAUUAUCGCCAUCUUUUUUGGAAUCGAGUUAUAACCUGACGUCAUUUGGUCAACGUGCAUGCUGUAGUUAUAAUUUUUCAAUCAAUGGUCUGGAAGCUGGUGAAAAUUUAUUAGAACAAAACGUAACUCGUUACAUGGAAUGUUUUGAUACCGACACCGAUCCGAAUUCAGUUAGAAUUUGUCGGCCUAAAUCUCUAGAUAUUGCGUCAGUUGAGGGUGGAUCACCAGUAAUUGAUAACAAUUACACGAUCUAUGGAUUUAUAGAAAAAGAAUGCAAAAUAAUAAAUAAAUUUCAUCAAAUUGCUCCUUAUUUUGAGGGCAUUAACGCGAUAAUUAAUCGCGAUUUAAAUCGUCGGCAGUUAAAAAUAAAAGAAAUUACUCGAAGAUUUACAAAAUCAGCCAUCAUUAUUACUAAAGAUGAUGAUAAUGGAUGUCUAGGUGUACCGAUAACACAACGACACAUAAUUUAUUCGAAAUUAUGCAACAAAAUUGAUUCCAAUGCACAGGUUGGGUCAAUUUUCGUCGCGAGCUUUAAUUGGGACGCAAAUACUUUAUAUCGGCCUGUAAAAAAACGCCGAGAAUUCGGUGGUAAUUUUAUUCUUUUGACGCUUGAAAACGAUAUCGAAAAAACGAUACCCCUCUAUAAAUUACCAUCAGUCCAACUACAGUCUCAUGAUGAAUUAUUAUCAUUUGGUUAUACUGCAUCUUGUUAUAACGACGGCGAGUAUUCACAAGAAGGAGACGAUCCAUUUUUUCGCAAAACUGUUUAUUAUGAUCCAAGUGGGGUCUUAACUCCUAGACAAUAUUUACAUAAUCACUAUUUAUUCCAAUACAGUUAUUAUCUGCAGAUGAGCAAAGGAUCGCCGAUUGUCAAUAGAGAUAACAACAUAAUCUUCGGAUUUGCAGAAUUUGAAUGCGCCACUUUCGGUUCCUUCAAAUCCAUACUAAAUUACUCUCUUUCAAUAACCGACGCUGUCUUACAAGAUUCAUUAAAUAAUUAA
Microplitis mediator is the source of this 1029-nucleotide messenger RNA. RefSeq lists its product as uncharacterized. NCBI's taxonomy places the organism in Eukaryota, Metazoa, Arthropoda, Insecta, Hymenoptera, Braconidae. The record is from RefSeq and is a predicted model, not a curated record. The transcript is spliced from 4 exons. Bases 163 to 1029 code for a protein of 288 amino acids.